This is a messenger RNA of Chenopodium quinoa (quinoa), 1744 nucleotides long. Its product is annotated as O-acyltransferase WSD1-like. Gene Ontology annotation, biological process: triglyceride biosynthetic process. The coding region runs from base 200 to 1603 and encodes 467 amino acids. NCBI's taxonomy places the organism in Eukaryota, Viridiplantae, Streptophyta, Magnoliopsida, Caryophyllales, Amaranthaceae. The transcript is spliced from 6 exons. The record is from RefSeq and is a predicted model, not a curated record. Gene Ontology annotation, cellular component: plasma membrane. Gene Ontology annotation, molecular function: diacylglycerol O-acyltransferase activity; long-chain-alcohol O-fatty-acyltransferase activity.
ACAGGAGCAUAGCUAGCCACCACACAAGAAUAAUCAACCAACCAUUGGAAAAAUUAAGGCUUGAUUACUCUAAUAUUCAAGCACAACAAACAUUGUCACACUCAAAACAUUAAAGUUCCCUCUCUUAGUUUUUUCCCUAAACAAUUAAAAUCAACUUCUUAUAAAAACAAAACAAAAAACCUUAGAAUCAACUUCUGUCAUGGAAGCCACUAGAGAUGAGCCUGUAACGCCGGCGGGCCGGCUAUUUCUACAGCCACACUUCAACCAAAUAAUCAACUGCGCUAUUGGCUUCAAAGAACCUCUAAAUACAGAGGCCAUAAAAACAGAAAUUUCAGACUGUUUGAUGGUAAAACACCCUAGAUUUUGCAGCCUCUUAGUAUUAGAUGAUCAUGGAAGAGAAUAUUGGAGAAGAACGCAAAUCAACUUAGACGAUCAUAUAAUCAUUCAUCACAAAGACCCGGGUUUCGAUUCCGAUUCCGAUUCCUAUUCUGAGGAAAACAUAGAAGAAAAGAUCAAUUCUUUGUUAGCAGAUUUUGCAGUUUCUUCUCCCUUAAGUACAGAUAAACCCUUAUGGGAAUUACACUUGAUUAGUGAAUUAAAAUGCGUAAUUCUUCGAAUUCAUCAUUCUUUAGGAGAUGGGAUUUCCUUAAUGUCAAUGUUUUUAGCUUCUUGUAAGAGAUUAGAUGGUAAUAAUGAAGUAGGUUUUACUGAGAAAAACAGAGAAAACAGGGGAGAUGCAAAAAAAUUGAGAAAAAGAGGUUUAUUGGAAGUUUUGAAGAUUUUUUGGUGGACCAUACUUUCUGUGAUUGGGUUUUUUGGGAAGAGUUUAUGGGUUAGUGAUACAAAGACCGCCGUAAGCGGCGGAGAUGGGGUGGAGCUGUGGCCAAGGACGGCGGCGACUGCCAAAUUUAGCCUUAAAGAUAUGAAAACUGUCAAAGGAGCCAUCCCUAAUGCGACCAUCAAUGACGUUCUAUUUGGAAUCAUAUCAUCCGGGUUUUCAAAAUACUUGGAUAUUCGAUCAUCUCAUGCUUUGCAGGAGGGGCUUAAAAUCACAGGAAUAGCUAUGGUUAAUUUGAGGAAACAACCUGGAUUACAGGAAAUGUCGAAGUUGAUGGAAGAUGAUUCUCGAGCUAGAUGGGGUAACCAAUUUGGAAUGAUUCUCUUGCCUAUAUAUUGUCAUACAAAAGAUCCAGAUCCUCUAAAUUAUGUAAAGAGAGCUAAGGUGAUGAUCGAUCAAAAGAAACAAUCAUUGGAGGCUCAUUUCUCAUACAAUAUAGGGAACUUAGCAAUGUCCCUCCUUGGACCAAAGUAUGCCAGCAUACUUAAUCACAGGAUUCUUUGCAAUACAACAUUCACAAUUUCAAACAUGGUCGGUCCACAAGAAGAAUUGAUGUUUGCUGGCAACCCCAUCACCUAUAUUAGACCAACAUCCUCUAGCUUGCCUCAUGCGAUAACAAUGCACAUGGUAAGUUACGCGGGAAUGGCUAACAUGCAAAUCCUAGUAGCAAAAGAGAUUGUCCCAGAUCCGCGAUUUCUGGCUAAGUGCUUUGAAGAUGGUUUGCUUGAAAUGAAGAAUGCUGCAAAGAAUGCAGUUAUGUUGUAGUCAUUGAAUUGACGAUUAGCCAACAGAUAAUUGAUUCGUAGAUAGGUGUUAUGGAUUCGAUUCAUACGAAAUGUGUGUGAUUGAUCCUAGAGGAUGCCAUAUUAAGCUGCUGAAAAAAUGCUUAUUUAUUGCUUUUACUCC